UUGUCAUUUCAAAAGUUCGGAAACUUUCGGUGCUUUUUUAUUUUUUAAUUUAAAAUUAUAUUACGAACGAAUAAGGAUUCAUUGAGAGGAAAAAAAGAAAUUACCAAAAAAUUAAACAUCUGUAAAAAUUAACAGUAUGAAGACAAGUAUUUUAAUUCUAUUCAUCUUGGCUCACGUGGCGAAAAGUUUUGACUCUACAAAUAUAGUGUUCACAAUAGUAAGUCAAUCGGAGCCUUAUCAUGCAAGCGUCGCAAGGCGGCUCAAAAUGGAUAUUGAGAACCAAAUAUAUGAGUUAGAAGGGCGGGAAGCGAAGGUGCAUAUAACGCACGAAGAUUUCGCCGUGCCAGGUGCGUGGACGAUAAUACCACUGCUCAGACCUCUAGUUAGCAAAUACCAGGGCAGUGAUGUCCGAUGGGUGCUGUUCGUGGAGCCGCAUACCGCUGUGCGAUGCGGCAAGCUGAUAGAAGCGCUGGCUGCCGCCGAUAAACAGAAGGACACAAUGUGGAUAGGUUACCCUCUGAGUGACGACGAGCCCACUAUAAUUCAUCACUUCACCUUUUUCGAAGAGCUAGAGGAAGAUGGCGGCUUUGUAUACCCAAACUUCGCCAGUGGGUUUGCGAUGAGGAUGGAAUUGAUUGAAAGUCUUAUAAAAAAGAUCGAAAGUGGCGAGAGGCAGCUAGAAGCAGAUUUCUCGAUAGACCCGGCGUUCGAACUUGCUCGGCUUGUUUACGGGUCUAAAGACCAACGAGGUCCACUUCUGACCCCAGACCUUAGUUUCUGUGUCGUCUCCAUGGACAACUGCGCUACGUAUCCAAGACAGUUUGAGUCUUGUGGCAGUGCGAUACCGGAGAGCUCCGUGUACUUCGCGGUGAAGACCUGGAGCGGCUUCCACGAGUCACGGGCUAGGGUUGUUAAGAAGACCUGGGGGAGACAUGUCACAAAUCUGCAUUUCUUUAGUGACCUGGAAGAUCCAACACUACCCUCUACGAACCUCGGCAUCCCGAACACCAAGACCGGUCACUGCGCCAAAACGAUCGCCAUUUUGAAAGAAGUGUUGCGAAGAGUUGAGAAGAUGCCGCAGAUCAAGUGGAUAUUCCUCGCUGAUGAUGAUACUAUUUUGGGUGUGCGAAGGCUGUGCGAGGUGCUGAGCUGCUACCGCGGGGGCGGGGACGUCACGGUGCUGGGCGAGAGGUACGGCUACGGCUACGGGAAACCUGACGCGGCUGGCAAAGGCUACGACUACAUAACCGGCGGCGGCGGCACCGCGCUGAGCGCCGGCGCGGCGCGGCUGCUGGCCCGCUGCGCCUGCGCGGCGCCGCACGCGCCCGACGACAUGUCGCUCGGCGCCUGCGCGCUGCGCCUGCGCGCGCCGCUCGCGCACUCGCCGCUGUUCCACCAGGCUAGACCACAGGACUACCCCCGAGAAGUGCUAGCUCGAGACAGACCAGUCUCCUUCCACCGCCUGCCGCGAGAGCCGGUCAAGAUCUACGCCGCCUGGUUCCAGCACGACGACCUAGCUCUCAGCACUGUUAGGGACGAAUUGUGAACAUUAUAUUUGUUUUUGUUAAAAUGUGAACAAGAAAAAGAAAAUUUUAUAUAUGCUUGAAAUAAAGUUUAAAGACAAAUUAAAAAACAGUAUGUUUAUUGCUUUGGUUAGAUUUUUAUGUUAAUAAAAACAUUUUAAAACGAAAAAAGGAAAUUAAUGGGUAUAUUAAUAAUAUUGAUUGCGGGAAAGAAUUAAAAACUUAAAUGUAAUUGUUAUACGCUUUUGAAUUGUGAUGUAAGAAAUUGGUCAUUAUAUUUAAUUUAAUUUUAGCGUAUCCAGAGACACUUAUUCUGACUGUGACAAGUUGGCUUUCAUAAUAAAUAAUGAAAGUAUGGAUUCGUUAGACACAUUUUGAUUUAUAUUGACUGAAAUGAAAAGCUGUCUGAUGCUAUUUAGGUUAAACUUAAGAAAAAAAUUAUUAGACAACUUAAAAUAAGCUUCUAUUGAGACAUUCCGAUUGGUAUACAAUAUGAAAAUCUUUUCAAAAUUAUUUUAGAGAAAAUAGGGGCAAUUGGUGGCGGUAGCUUUCAAAUCCUCUAUUAAGCUUUCACAAGCUUUCUUUUAUAGAGAAAGCUUCUAAAAUUAAUGAUUUUUAUUCAUAUAAAUACCUAUUACUCUGUAAUUUAGCAAAAUUAAGUUCUAUAUACAUCGAUUUUAUUUUAUUUUGAUGUGCUUGUGAUAAUAUGGAAUUUGUACUUAUAUUAAUUUUGUGUUAAUAAUUAUUAUUUAACAUGUGCCAGUAUGUGUAGAUAAAGUACAUAUCACUUUUGUUUCAAAUAUA
This is a messenger RNA of Zerene cesonia (dogface butterfly), 2327 nucleotides long. RefSeq names its product beta-1,3-glucosyltransferase. Gene Ontology annotation, molecular function: acetylglucosaminyltransferase activity. The record is from RefSeq and is a predicted model, not a curated record. Gene Ontology annotation, cellular component: membrane. The transcript has 11 exons. Lineage: Eukaryota; Metazoa; Arthropoda; Insecta; Lepidoptera; Pieridae. Bases 137 to 1546 code for a protein of 469 amino acids.